AUGGUUUUCUCAAAGCAGUCGGUGCUGAAGCACCUCAACUUCAUCACCAUCCACUAUGCCUGGAUCAUCUUCUGCGGCCUAUUAGGCCUCAUUGUGCUCGCGCCCGAGGGCAACGUUGCGGCCGUCGAUGCGUACUUCUUUGGCGCCAGCGCUUCAACCGAGUCUGGUCUCAAUACCGUAGACGUCAAGGAGCUUCGCACGUAUCAGCAGAUCUUCCUCUACGUGAUUCCCAUCAUCACAAAUCUUGGCGUCAUCAACAUCAUUGUUGUCGUGGUGCGCAUUCUGUGGUUCAAGAGGAGAUUUAGGGCUGUCUCAUCCACCCUCGUCCGUCCUGAACCUAAAGGUGUCGUCUUCUCCCUGCGUAGACGCGGAGAGGACGAUGUUGAAGCCCAUCCUCGUCCGCUCUGUGCUCCGACCGACUCAGUUGCCGCAGAUAUAGAGGCACAUUCCGAUUUGACAAGCCGUACGGAGACCUCGACCGGGACUGGGAAGAUUGCCAACACGGCGGAGACCUCAGAGAAGACCAGCAAUACAGACCGUGCACUUUACAUUCCGAGCCCUCGGGACCGUGAUGAUGGAAAGUCCUUCAUCGAGAAAGAAAUCGCAGCAGGGAAUGACUUCUCUGGUCAAAAUAAGGACGACGAAGACGACCAAAUCAAGCCUGUACCCCAUGCCAACAACAACCGGAGACUGUCCAUGUUAACCUAUCGCUCGCGCGCCGGCAAUAACGACGAUAUGCGCUUGUCCGCCGCCAAGUCUAUCGAGAAUGCCGCGGGCUCCAUGUUCAUCUUGGGUGCACGUGCGAAUGACAACGGCAGACGCUCUGACGUCUCGCAACUUCCGCGACCAAACGACCUUCCUGGCUUGUCUAAGCAGGUGACCAUUGGCCGCAACUCGCAAUUCUACGACCUCAGCGAGGAGGACGAGGAGAAGCUUGGUGGCAUCGAAUAUGCUGCGCUCAAGCUGCUGCUCAAGAUUGUUAUUGGAUAUUACGUAGGCUUGCACCUGCUUGGAAUCAUUGGGCUGAUACCCUGGAUCCAUACCGCUCCAUCAAAGUACAGAGAGUACUUGAUUGAGUGUGGCAACGACUUCUCGUGGUGGGCUAUCUAUUCAACCCAGACAAUGAUAAACAACCUGGGCUUCACUCUCACUCCUGACUCGAUGAUUUCGUUCCGCGACGCCACCUGGCCGAUGCUGCUUAUGACCUUCCUCGCGUUUGCCGGCAACACGCUUUAUCCAGUCGUGCUCCGACUAGUGAUCUGGAUUGUGUACAGAGCCACACCUACUCACUCCCCCAACAAGAUGACUCUGAAGUUCCUCCUCGACCACCCGCGCCGCUGCUACACCCUUCUCUUCCCCAGCCGACCAACCUGGAUUCUCUUUGGCCUCAUCGCGGCUCUUAACAUCGUCGAUGUGAUCCUCAUCAUCGUGCUCGACCUCUACAACCCAACCAUCACAGAUCUGCCCAUGGGUCCGCGGAUCCUCGCCGCGCUGUUCCAAGCCGCGUCAUCGCGCCAUACGGGAACAGCGACAAUGAACCUCGCCGAGAUCAACCCGGCUGUCCAAUUCUCUCUGCUCGUCAUGAUGUACAUUGCUAUUCUCCCUAUCGCAAUCAGCAUUCGCACGUCCAACACCUACGAGGAGCAGGCCCUGGGUAUCUACAGCCAGGAGCACCAGGCCCUGGACGAGUCUCGCGCGUCGAGUUACUUUAUGAUGCACAUGCGGAACCAGCUCAGCUUCGAUCUGUGGUACAUCUUCCUGGGCACAUUCUGUCUCUGUGUCGCGGAGUCUGAAAGGAUCGCCGACAACAACGAGCCUGCCUUCUCCGUCUUCUCUGUCUUCUUCGAAGUCGUCUCAGCAUAUGGCAACGUCGGCCUCUCCCUCGGGCACCCCACCGUCUCGACCUCGCUAUGUGGGCUCUUCGGCAUCUUCGGCAAAGUCGUCAUCUGCGCCAUGAUGAUCCGCGGCAGGCAUCGCUGUCUGCCAUACACGCUCGACCGCGCCAUCAUGCUGCCCGGCGAAGCGGCCCCCGGUGGCGGGGAUUACGAGGACAGCGGCGCCACGCGUAGCAGGCUACGCCCGUCAAUGACUCUCUCGAGGGCUUCGUCCAGGCAGGUCGCUGUCUUUGGUGAAGGUGCGGACGCGGGCAAGACGAAAGCUAGUUAG
Microdochium trichocladiopsis is the source of this 2166-nucleotide messenger RNA. RefSeq names its product cation transport protein-domain-containing protein. Bases 1 to 2166 code for a protein of 721 amino acids. The record is from RefSeq and is a predicted model, not a curated record. Gene Ontology annotation, biological process: potassium ion import across plasma membrane; intracellular potassium ion homeostasis. NCBI's taxonomy places the organism in Eukaryota, Fungi, Ascomycota, Sordariomycetes, Xylariales, Microdochiaceae. Gene Ontology annotation, cellular component: plasma membrane. The transcript is spliced from 10 exons. Gene Ontology annotation, molecular function: high-affinity potassium ion transmembrane transporter activity.